AUGCGGCCGCAACCCACGCUGCGCGCUGCUUUCCGCAGUGCGCUCACCUCAGCCCGCGGCGCUGGCGGUUCCGGCCGGCAGGUGACAGUGUCUCCGUUCCCCCAGGCCGCUGCUCUACCGUCGCGGCUGCCGACCGUGGCAAACACCGCGGCAACACAGUGUUUCUCGACCUCGACCCGCCGGCCAUCACACAACGAGCCGACUGUUUCAUCCUCCUCCUCCUCUUCUUCUUCUCCCUCGACCUCGUCAGCCUCCUCCUCGACCGGUGCGGCACCCGCUCUUCCCACGUCGGUCCUCUCUCAGAUUCUCUUUGCGCCCUCAUCGGCACCAUCACCAGUGUCGUCGUCCUCCUCCUCCUCGUCCGCAACGCCGUCGACCGCCGCCGCCGUGGCCUCCGUCACGUCCAACCACCCGUCCGUCUACGCCACCGUGCAGAUCCACGGCCGGCCGUACCUUGUCACGCCGGGCGACAGCCUGCGCCUGCCGUUCAAGAUGCCGGGCGUGCAGCCGGGCGACGAGCUGCUGCUGAACCGUGUGGGCGUAGUGGGCAACCGGACGGUGACGGCGGUGGCGGCGAGCACGUCGUCUACUGUGUCAGCCGGGACUGCAGAGGCCGGCCGCGACAACAACAGCAACAACAGCAGCAACGGCGAGUCGUUUGACGUGCCGUAUGUGCCAGGUGCGAGUGUCAAGGCCGUGGUGCUGGGUGUGGAGACGGAGCCGCUGCGGACAAUGGUGAAGAAGAAGCGGCGGACGCGGCGGAAGCGGACGGUGAAGAGCAAGCACCAGUUUACGGUGCUGCGGAUCCAGGAGGUGUCUGUGGAGGCGGAGGCAUAG
This is a messenger RNA of Sporothrix schenckii 1099-18, 837 nucleotides long. RefSeq names its product mitochondrial 54S ribosomal protein YmL49. Bases 1 to 837 code for a protein of 278 amino acids. The transcript has a single exon. Gene Ontology annotation, molecular function: structural constituent of ribosome. The record is from RefSeq and is a predicted model, not a curated record. Lineage: Eukaryota; Fungi; Ascomycota; Sordariomycetes; Ophiostomatales; Ophiostomataceae. Gene Ontology annotation, cellular component: ribosome; mitochondrial large ribosomal subunit.